This is a messenger RNA of Archocentrus centrarchus (flier cichlid), 4343 nucleotides long. RefSeq lists its product as uncharacterized. Lineage: Eukaryota; Metazoa; Chordata; Actinopteri; Cichliformes; Cichlidae. The record is from RefSeq and is a predicted model, not a curated record. Gene Ontology annotation, biological process: DNA integration. The transcript has a single exon. The coding region runs from base 279 to 4220 and encodes 1313 amino acids. Gene Ontology annotation, molecular function: nucleic acid binding; zinc ion binding.
AAAAGGAAGUCACGCUCCACUGAAGGUUCCAUGGUGUCUAAAUAGUUAUGUCAUAAGUGUAGGACAUAACAAAUUGGCGACGAGAUUAAAACGGAUCCCUGAUGUGCAUGAGACGACAGAGAGGGGGAAAUCCUUGUGGAAGUGACGGACAAGACAAAAAAAAAAAAAGAGAAAAAGCUAACCCUUCGUGUGGAUGCUAAUACCCCUGCUAGCGAACUGCAUAGACAGCGUGAGUAACAUCUCUUCUUAAGUGAAGGACACUGAUAAAGACACAGAAAAUGUCGGGCGGUGUUGGACAAAUGGACAUAUUUGAUAACUGCACAGAGGAUUGGACAACAUAUGUAGAGCGAGUGGAACAAUACUGUGUGGCUAAUAAAGUAGAGAAUGAGAGGAAAGUUGCUGUGUUACUGAGUGUGAUGGGAGCAAAAACGUAUAACUUGUUGCGCAGCCUCAUCACACCGGCCAAACCAGCAGCCAAAAGUUUCAAGGAGAUCACGGAGGUGCUUCAAAAACAUUUCCAACCGAAACCACUGGUCAUAGCCGAGCGAUUUCGAUUCCAUAAACGACAUCAGCUAAAAACGGAGUCCACAUCAGAGUACAUCGCGGAUCUCCGGCGGCUGUCGGAGCACUGUCAGUUUGGGGAGGGGCUUUCAGAUGCACUGAGAGACCGUUUCGUCUGCGGGCUGCACAACGAAAGCAUACAGAAACGACUCCUCACAGAAGAUAAUCUCACGUUGAACCGUGCAUUAGAGAUCGCCAUAUCUAUGGAGACAGCAGCAAAAGAUGCAGGAGAGCUACAGGGAAAAUACACAGAACCGCGUUCUGUAAAUAAAAUGCGCAUGCAGCGUAAUGAUAAGUCACAGACCUGCUACAGAUGCGGAAAGAAGUCACAUGACGCUGCAAAUUGCUGGUUUAAGGAUAAAGAAUGCCUGCAAUGUAACAAAAAGGGGCAUAUACAGAAAAUGUGCAAAUCAAAGCAGUAUGAUAAAAAGAAAAACAAAAUGUGGAAAAGAGAAAGGAAGCUGCAUGACUUAAAUGAAACAGACUCAAAUGAUUCUCAAGAGGAUUUGGCAUGUCUUGAGCUGAACACAAUACAGGGGAAAGAUAAUGAUGCAAUAUGGCUCACACCAAAAAUACAAGGAGUUAAGUUAAAGAUGGAGCUGGAUACUGGGUCAGCCCUCUCACUAAUCUCAUAUGAAGAUUACAGAGAUAAAUUUCCCAAUCUGAAACUAAAACACACCUCAGUGAAGUUAAAAACAUACACAGGUGAAAGAAUAACUCCCUUGGGAAAACUGAAAGUGAAAGUGGAAUAUGAGAAGGAUAAGUGCAACCUGGAACUUUAUGUUCUGAAAAAUGGAGGUGUGCCAUUAUUUGGGCGUGACUGGUUGAAACACAUCCACCUCAACUGGAAAGGAAUAAAGUCCAUGAGACUAGCACAUGGUCUGAGUGCACAUCCUGUGGAUGAAAGACUGAAACAGACACUCGAGAAGCAUGCUCAGGUGUUCAAGGAAGGUAUUGGCACUCUGAAAAAUAUUAAAGCACAGAUCAUACUGGAGGACAAUGCAAAACCCAGAUUUCACAAAGCACGUCCUGUACCAUAUGCUGUACGGCCCAAAGUCGAAGCAGAGCUCCAACACCUGGAAGAGCAAGGAAUACUCACCAAGGUGGAAUGGUCAGACUGGGCCACACCAAUAGUAUCAGUGAGCAAGAAGGCAAGUGAUAGUGUGCGAAUCUGUGGUGAUUUUAAGGUUUCAGUGAACCCAGUCCUCCGCAUCGAUCAGUACCCACUCCCACGAAUAGAAGACAUAUUCACAGCAGUGGCAGGUGGCAAACACUUUUCAAAAAUCGACCUUGCUCAAGCUUAUCUUCAGAUGGAAGUAGAAGAGACAUCCAAGAAAUAUCUAGUGAUAAACACUCAUAAAGGCCUAUAUCAGUACAACAGACUGGUCUUUGGUAUCGCCAGUGCCCCAGCAGUAUGGCAACGCGCUAUGGAUCAGGUUCUGCAGGGCAUUCCAGGAACGCAAUGUUUUCUGGAUGACAUAAUCGUCACAGGUGUCGAUGAGGAGACUCAUUUGGCUAACCUAGCAGCAGUCCUGGCCAGGUUAGAAAAAUAUGGACUGAGAGCAAACAAAAACAAAUGUGAGUUCUUCCAGGAUGCCAUUGAAUAUUGUGGCCAUAAGAUCGACAGGCAUGGACUCCACAAAACCAAAGACAAGGUUGACGCAGUCUUGAAGGCACCGGAACCUAAAAAUGUGAGCCAACUACGCUCAUUCUUGGGCUUAAUUAAUUAUUAUCACAAGUUUCUACCGAACCUGUCGACAGUUCUGCACCCCCUGCACUUGCUGCUGCAACAAAAUGUCAAAUGGAAAUGGACAAAAGAAUGUGAAGAGGCAUUUAAUGGUGCCAAGCAGCUCAUUACGUCAGAGGAGGUGCUGACGCAUUUUGACCCAAACCUACCCCUUCGCCUUGCCUGUGAUGCCUCCCCAUAUGGCAUCGGUGCUGUGCUAUCUCAUAAAAUGCCUGAUGGAUUGGAACGACCAAUUGCUUUUGCCUCAAGGUCCCUAAAUGCAGCAGAGCGAAACUAUGCACAGAUCGACAGAGAAGCGCUCAGUCUAGUGUGGGGAGUGAAGAAGUUUAAUCAGUAUCUAUAUGGAAGACACUUCACCCUGAUUACAGACCACCGACCGCUGGUGUCCAUUUUUAACCCUCAGAAAAGCAUUCCAACCAUGGCUGCAGCACGGUUGCAGCGGUGGGCCUUAUUCCUUGGUGCACACACUUACACCAUUGAAUUUAAAGGGACAAAACUGCAUGGGAAUGCAGAUGGACUGUCACGCCUUCCACAAAGGCAAACCACUGAAGAAACCACUGACCCAGCAACUGUGUUUCACGUGGCACAGAUGGAACCUCUACCUGUCACCAGUGCUCAGGUGAAAAGAGAAACAAGCCGAGACACAAUCUUAUCCAAAGUGUAUGAUUUUACUGUGAAUGGCUGGCCAUCCUCCAGUGACACUCAAUUAUCUGUGUAUUCUACCCGCAAAGACCAGCUAUCUGUUUGCCAAGGAUGUGUCUUGUGGGGAACCCGUGUCAUCCUUCCACCCAAACUACGUACAAGGGUACUAGACUCACUACACGAUGGACAUCUGGGUGUUGUUAAGAUGAAGAGUCUUGCUAGGAGCUAUGUUUGGUGGCCAGGCAUAGACUGUGAAAUAGAGAACGUGGCUAAAUCCUGCACUGGUUGCCAGCAGACACUGCGCCAGCCUCAACCAGCACCUGUACACACAUGGGAGUGGCCAUCCACUCCAUGGCAACGCAUUCAUAUAGACUAUGCUGGACCAUUUAUGGACCAAAUGUUCCUGAUUGUGGUUGAUGCUCACUCAAAGUGGCCAGAAAUUUUUCCUGUGAAGCAAGCAACAGCUGCCAGCACAGUCAGCAUCCUUCGAUCACUCUUUGCACGCACAGGUUUGCCACAACAGCUUGUAAGGGACAAUGGCCGUCAGUUUACUGGAGAGGAGUUUCAGAGUUUCCUCAAGAACAACGGUGUACGACAUAUGACUUCAGCUCCCCAUCAUCCAGCAACAAAUGGACAAGCUGAACGGUUCAUUCAGUCCUUCAAGCGGUCAAUGAAAGCCAGCCGAUUGGAGGGAAAGCCAAUGCAACACAAAAUCGACAGCUUCUUAUUGGCUUACAGAAACACCACUCAUGCAACUACUGGACACACACCUGCAAUGCUUUUCAUGGGACGAAAUCUGAGAUCACGUUUGGAUCUGUUAAAACCAGACAUCCGCAAGAAUGUCCAGGGCAAACAAUCUUCUUUGGUGGAAACAACAAAGAACCGAACCAGAUCAUUUGACAUUGGACAAAAAGUUCUUGCCAGAGACUAUAGAGGCCCAAAUCAGAAAUGGCAGUCUGGCAUGAUUCUGUCACAGACUGGACCUCUGACAUACAACAUUAAUGUUGGAGACAACUUAAUCUGGCGGCGACAUGUUGAUCAGAUUGUAGAUGCAGAAACCCACAUGGUUCCAAGGCAACCUGAGAGCACAUCCACAUCUCAGGAUUCAGAAGAGUUUAUCUUCGCAACACCUCCUGAGGUUCAGGGUUUAGGUGAAACCACUGAUGCCCAAACAGCCGAACCUUCCACACAGAGUACUAUGGACUCUGGCCAUUCUGGCAGACGUUACCCUGAGAGAAAUCGCAGAGCACCUCAGAGACUGAAUUUAUAGAUUUCCAGUUCAUUUUAUAAGGAAACAGUUAAAAUGUUUAGAGUGAACAAUCUGCCACUAUGUUGUAGAUCUCAGAGUAGUUAUUAUGUUUCUGUUACACUCUCUGGAGCAAAUUUAUUGGGU